Messenger RNA from Prunus dulcis (almond), 492 nucleotides. Its product is annotated as stigma-specific STIG1-like protein 1. The record is from RefSeq and is a predicted model, not a curated record. Bases 1 to 492 code for a protein of 163 amino acids. Lineage: Eukaryota; Viridiplantae; Streptophyta; Magnoliopsida; Rosales; Rosaceae. The transcript has a single exon.
AUGAAGGUCAUCAAGAUUCUAGUGAUCAUAGCAACAACCAUGGCUUUGUCCAUCACUCUCACGACCGUGACAAGGGUUAGCCAUCAAGAAGAAGAAGGCAAAUCCCCUUUCACCGACUCAUGGAAAGAGCAACCGUCGGCUGACGACGAAAACAAGUUGAUACUGCCCUCCAAGAGGGUGAGUCGCUUCCUUUCUGAAAAGGAUCUGGUAGCAAGAAGCCUUAAAGCAGCUUCCCAGUGCAAGAAUGACUAUGACACAUGCUCCAACGUGCUGCCGGGCCAUCGGAACUUCACCUGCUGCAACAAGAAGUGCGUGGAUUUGUCCUCAAACAAGGAAAACUGUGGUGCAUGCAAGAAGUGCUGCAAGUACACGGAGUCGUGUUGCAGAGGGCAGUGCGUGGACCUGAGUUCUGACAAGAGGCAUUGUGGCCGGUGCGACCAUCCCUGCAAGAAUGGAACGUAUUGCGUGUAUGGUCUCUGUGAUUAUGCGUGA